This is a messenger RNA of Sungouiella intermedia, 1035 nucleotides long. The record is from the annotation of a GenBank genome assembly. Lineage: Eukaryota; Fungi; Ascomycota; Pichiomycetes; Serinales; Metschnikowiaceae.
AUGACUGUUAGCAGACCUAAGAUUCUCCAGCUCGGCCCAUGGGAAAACUCGAAGCCUGAAUGGGACAAGUUGGCACAGCACGCUGAUAUUAUCAAAUGUGAAUCCAAGAACAGAGACGAAUUCUUGCAAGACUUGAAGGAUAAGUACUCCGAUAUCACCAACAUCGCCAGAACCUUCCUGUCCAUUGCACAAACAGGUCGCUUCGAUGCGGAAUUGGUGGAAGCCUUACCAAAGUCUGUGGUGCUGAUCUCCCAUUGUGGAGCAGGUUAUGACCAGAUCGAUCCUGAACCCCUCACCAAGAGAAACAUCCAAUUGUCCAAUGUUACGGAGCCUGUUGAGGCACCCACUGCAUUGACGGCAGUCUACUUGACGUUGGCUGCUAUGAGAAACUUCCAGAGAGGUCACGACUUGUUGGUUGAAGGUAAAUGGCCAAUUGGCAAGUGUGGAGGAUCUCCUUUGGGAUAUGAUCCUGAAGGAAAAGUUGUUGGAAUCUUGGGUAUGGGCGGAAUUGGCAGAGCCAUCCGCGACAGAUUGGAACCUUUCGGUUUUGAGAAGAUCAUCUACUACAAUAGAAAAAGAUUGAGCCCUGAGUUGGAGAAGGGUGCUGAAUACGUCACUUACGACGAGCUUUUGUCACAGAGUGACGUGAUCAUGGUCAGUGUUCCUUUGAACAAGAAUACUCAUCACUUGAUCAAUGCAGACAGCAUUUCGAAGAUGAAAGAUGGUGUGAUCAUCGUGAACACAGCAAGAGGAGCAGUUAUCGACGAAGCCGAGAUCACUAAGGCCUUGAAGGAUGGUAAGGUGGGCUCAUUUGGCUCCGAUGUGUUUGAGUAUGAGCCGGAGGUAUCGCCCGAGUUGUACAACUUGCCUAAUGUGGUUUCGUUGCCACACAUGGGAACACACACGUAUCAGGCCAUGAGAAACUUGGAGGUGUGGGUUGUCGAGAACAUUCAUCAGUACAUUACCACCGGCAAGGUGAAAACGAUUGUUCCAGAGCAAAGCGGUAUUGACUUUGGCCACUCUGCCAUGAUCUAA